Molecule: messenger RNA, 1239 nt
Organism: Ogataea haglerorum
Lineage: Eukaryota; Fungi; Ascomycota; Pichiomycetes; Pichiales; Pichiaceae
Exons: 2
Coding region: 1-1239 (412 amino acids)
Source: RefSeq, a predicted model, not a curated record
AUGCCGGGAUACAAAUGGCAAGGCGAUGGAGUACAUGUUUGGCAGGUUGUUGCAAACGGUCGAGAGAGCGAGCAGCACGCACAAGAAUUCUCCAAACUUGUGGAGCGAGUGCUCAACGAGAAUGGCGUACACCAGCCCGCCAACAGAGUACUCGCUGUAAUAGUCGGCGUAGGUCUGGUUGGUCUUGAUACCGGUGAUGGCAGCAGCACCCAGAAUCAUGGUGAAAAUCAGAGGAAAACACAGACCGCCGAGCACAGAAAAGAAGACUUUGGAUGGGUUGGAGUUUGGCUUCAUGUAGACGGUGUAGUCGGCGGCGUAGGUGGUCCAUCCGGCAGCGAAACCGAAAAUGGUGCCUCCGAAAGAGAGAACAUCGCCGGCAAAAGUUUCGCCCGAGCCCCACGUGGUGAAAGUUCCGUCGUCGUUGGGAAUGCCCGCGACGAAGACGUUGUCGAUGGACAAUCUGGCGAUGAUGGCGAUGAAAGCGACCAUGUUAGGGAUCCAGGACCACUUCUCGUAAGCGUGGAUGACGUUGUAGCCGAAGAAGCUGACGAGAAUGGUGAGGACGACAAUGAUCAGACACCCGGCCCACGCUGGCAGAGCGUGGUUGUUGACGAUGUUGAGCAGCUGGGCAGAGGACAUGAUGUUCACGGCACCCCAGCCAACACAGGCAACGACGUUGAUGAAGGCGAAGAUCCGCAUCGCAAUAUCUCCAACAAGGUAUCUCGAAAGCACCAUCUGUCUGAGACCAAACUUGGCUCCGUGGAUGGAGAAGAAGGCUACGGGAAUGCCACCCAACAGAUUGAAGAAAAUAAUGGCCAGAACAGAGGUACCAAAGUCAAGGCCAAAAACACCGUAGGACAGGCAGCCAAUGUUGAAGGUGGCAAUCACCAUGUUGGCAGAGAGCCACAUGGACGCGCAGGUCCAAAGAGAGCUUUGGGUUUUCUCCUCCACGGGAAUCAUCUCGAUACCUCUUGUUUCACCAUGGAACAUGCUCAUGAUGUUGGCGUAGAAGCCAGAGAGUCUGGUCUUCUCCACCUCGGAGGUCUCUUGGACGAAAGGCUCGUCGCUCAGCGACUCGUCGAUCUUCUUCUCAGGGUCUGGGGCCAUUUUGUGCUGAUUGGGGAGGCAGAUAACGUUCGUUUAUAUAGAAAAUUUUUCACGCUAGAUGACAUGCGGCCAACAAACAAUGCAGGCUGCGGGCCAAACAAGCAAAAAGCCAUACGGACUGCCUUUAUCUGA